Molecule: messenger RNA, 1674 nt
Organism: Penicillium chermesinum
Lineage: Eukaryota; Fungi; Ascomycota; Eurotiomycetes; Eurotiales; Aspergillaceae
Product: CorA family magnesium transporter
Exons: 4
Coding region: 1-1674 (557 amino acids)
Biological process (GO): mitochondrial magnesium ion transmembrane transport
Cellular component (GO): mitochondrial inner membrane
Molecular function (GO): magnesium ion transmembrane transporter activity
Source: RefSeq, a predicted model, not a curated record
AUGCUGCCACCGGUGCGGCCAUCUGUGCCUUCGGCUUCGCUGCUGCGUUUUCUUCGUUCCCAGUUUGGCUGUGCGACUGGAUCGUCAGCCUCCCUUGGCCCCAAGUCGUGUAUUCCAAGCCACCAGACCCUCACGACACGCCCGCGGAAUUCUUCGACUCUGGUCCGCCUUGGUCAAUCGCGAUGCAGCGCUCCGCCUAGUGCAGGACCUCUAGGUGGCCCCGUCACUCGGAGGAAGCCUACGGCGCUUCAGCAUCUUUCGCCCUCCUUGACACUCACCCGGCACUCGUCCACGGUUCGCAGGCCUUUUCUUCGCCGACUUCUCGACUUCAGACGAAGCAAAACCUCCGAUCUGCAAAACCAGCGUGGCCAGAGCCCUGGUGUGUCAGAUGAUGGAGGUGAGGGUAUAUUCAAUAUCGGGCGUGGUCUGUCUGCGAAGGCUUCGAAUGAGCUCAGAAUUCGAUGUACCGAAUUCGAUUUGAACGGCGACGUCACGUUAGUCAAUGGGGAGUUUCGAAAAUUAGAGUUAAUUGCAAAGUACGGCCUGCUCCCUCGUGACCUUCGAAAAAUUGAUUCGUCAACUCUGCCUCAUAUCCUUGUGCGACCCAGCGCUAUUCUUAUUAAUCUAUUGCACCUGCGCGUCCUCAUCAAGGCCGACCGUGUUCUCGUGUUUGACGCGUAUGGAUCCACCGAUUCCUACAUGCAAUCAUUGUUUGUUUACGACUUGGAAGGGAAACUGCGACAAAAGAGCUCUCCGUUGCAAGCGGGUCAGCCGCUACCUUACGAAUUUCGUGCUUUAGAAGCCGUCCUUAUCAGCGUAACGGCUGGACUGGAAGAAGAAUUCAAUGGCAUUAGAGAACCAGUAGUUCGAGUUCUUCGUGCCCUUGAAGAGGACAUUGACCGCGAUAAGCUCCGAAACCUCCUGAUCUACUCCAAAAAGAUCGGCACUUUCGAGCAAAAAGCCCGUCUGGUCCGAGAUGCAAUCGACGAUCUGCUCGAGGCGGAUGAUGAUCUCGCGGCCAUGUACCUGUCUGAAAGAGCGACGGGUAGGGAACGCGAAGAGGAUGACCACCAAGAAGUUGAAAUGCUCUUGGAGUCUUAUCACAAAGUGUGCGAUGAGAUUGUGCAGUCCAGCAGUAAUCUAGUCACGAACAUUCGCAACACAGAAGAAGUUGUCAAGGCAAUUCUCGAUGCGAACCGCAACUCUCUCAUGCUCCUCGAUCUCAAAUUCAGCAUCGGCACCCUGGGUCUCGCUACCGGGACUCUGUUCUCCGCUCUGUACGGAAUGAACUUGAAGAACUUCAUCGAGGAGUCUGACUUUGGAUUCGGCGGAGUCUCCAUCGCAUGUUUUGCCAUCAGCGCAGUAGUCUGCGUAUACGGGCUGGCAAAGCUCCGGAAGCUCCAAAGGGUCCGCAUGUGGGUGCGUUUGGUCAACCGCGGACCAAUUGGCGAGCCGAUUCAAUCGAGCCUAUCUGGGGGGAGCCUCCCCGGCGAAGCGCGAUCCGACCGAAUUAAACGUCUCCGCGAAAAUGCGGCGGCUCAUGCGGCUGCCAAUGCGUCAAAAUAUGCUGCAGCUGCAGCCUCGAGGUCGAGCGGGGCGUCCUCUGCUUCGGCAUUCGAAGAUUCUUUGCGCACUGAUAGUAUCAAGACGAAUCCAAAGGACAACCAUGCGUAA